Molecule: messenger RNA, 704 nt
Organism: Lotus japonicus
Lineage: Eukaryota; Viridiplantae; Streptophyta; Magnoliopsida; Fabales; Fabaceae
Product: protein GRIM REAPER-like
Exons: 1
Coding region: 70-543 (157 amino acids)
Source: RefSeq, a predicted model, not a curated record
CACACCAUUCAGAGGUAUCUCACAACAUCUUUGUUGGCAUUGGCAAUCUCAAGUUUCACCUUCUAAGCAAUGGCCAAAACACUUUUCAAACUCACUGCUGUUCUUUCUCUGCUCAUCACUCUAUCCCUUCACUACCAAAUGGCCUUUUCAACUCAGUUAACUUAUGAUAAUGAUGAUGAUGAGGGUGAUGAUAAAGAGUACUAUGAAGUGGAUACCCCUUUUCCUCAUUUGACAUCAAGAAGCAGGUUCUUGGCAACAGUAAUAAAGAAAGGGGCACACUGCAAUCCCUAUUAUAAGAACAUCUGCAAUGGGAUUUCAGCAAACAAAGGGACAGAGCUCCUAAAUUGCUGCAAGAACAAAUGUGUGAAUGUUAGGGGAGACAUGAACCAUUGUGGAAAGUGUGGAAAGAAGUGCAAGUAUGGAGAGCGUUGUUGUGGUGGAGUUUGUACCAACAUAUUGAAAAAUAACAACAACUGUGGCAAGUGCAACAAGAAGUGUAAACAUGGGAUACAUUGCAGGUAUGGGUUUUGUGGGUAUGCUUGAAGGGUACUACUAGAAUGUUAGAAUUCGUUCAAGCAUUUUGAAUUAUUUAAGGAUUCUUUGAAUAAGUUCAGGCUAAAUAUUUGGCUUUCAAAGUGGUUGUUAAUUAAUUUGGAUUGGUUUUUGUAUUUUGUUUUUUUGUCAAGAGUACCCGUUUGAUUAAA